This is a messenger RNA of Nicotiana attenuata, 2940 nucleotides long. RefSeq names its product pentatricopeptide repeat-containing protein At4g14850. The coding region runs from base 50 to 2113 and encodes 687 amino acids. The transcript has 2 exons. Lineage: Eukaryota; Viridiplantae; Streptophyta; Magnoliopsida; Solanales; Solanaceae. The record is from RefSeq and is a predicted model, not a curated record. Gene Ontology annotation, molecular function: RNA binding; protein binding; zinc ion binding. Gene Ontology annotation, biological process: RNA modification.
AAUAGCUUAGCGUUAUUACCCGUCAUUGGCGUGGCCACGGAGCGACUCCAUGCCCUUACUGAGCGCCAACGCUCUUGGAUCACUGAUUGAAUCAGCCGUAUCAACUCAAUGCCUUCUUCUUGGGCGAGCAGUUCAUGCCCAUAUAAUCAGAACUCUUGAACCCCCUUUUCCACCUUUCCUCUCCAACCAUCUCAUCAACCUCUACUCCAAACUCGACGCACUCGACUCAGCUCAACUCCUCCUCUCGCUCACCCCGACUCGUUACCGUUCUGUUGUCACCUGGACCGCUCUCAUUGCCGGCUCCGUCCAAACUGGUCAUUUUACCUCCGCGCUGUUACAUUUCUCUAACAUGCGCCGUGAGUGUGUUCAACCCAAUGACUUCACUUUCCCUUGCCUUUUUAAAGCUUCUGCGUUUUUGCAUUCCCCCGUUACUGGUCAACAGCUUCAUGCGCUGGCAUUGAAAACUAGCUUGAUUGAGGAUGUUUUUGUUGGGUGUAGCGCUUUUGACAUGUACAGUAAAACGGGUCUACGGGAAUAUGCGCGGAAGGUGUUUGAUGAAAUGCCGCAGCGGAAUAUAGCCACGUGGAAUGCACGUAUUUCUAAUUCCGUGCUUGACGGGAAGUCUUACGAUGCUGCUUUGAAGUUUAUUGAGCUCUUGCGAGUGGGCGAAGAGCCACCAAACUCGAUCACUUUUUGUGUGUUUUUGAAUGCUUGCUCGGAUGGUUUGUAUUUGAAGCUUGGGCGGCAGUUGCAUGGUUAUGUGAUUCGGCUUGGGUUUCGAUCUGAUGUCUCUGUUCUGAAUGGAUUGAUUGAUUUUUAUGGCAAAUGUCACGAGGUGAAGUAUUCGGAGCUGGUUUUCGAUGAGAUAAAUGAGCGAAAUGGUGUAUCAUGGUGCACCAUGUUGGCGGUGUAUGAACAGAACGAUAUAUGGGAGAAGGCUUUUAUGGUGUUCCUUAAGGCAAGGAAGGAAGAUAUUAAGCCAACUGAAUUUAUGAUUUCAAGUGCGCUUAGUGCUUGUGCAGGAAUGGCAGUGCUUGAGCUGGGGAGGUCUAUUCAUGGUCUUGCAGUAAAGGCUUGUAUCGAGAGUAACAUAUUUGUUGGCAGUGCACUUGUUGACAUGUAUGGGAAAUGUGGUAACAUAGAAGAUUGUGAGAGCGCGUUUUAUGAAAUGCCUGAGAGGAAUUUGAUAACUUGGAAUGCAGUAAUGGGUGGUUAUGCUCAUCAGGGGUACGCGGACAUGGCAUUGAAUUUGUUUGAGGAGAUGACAAGUGAAAGCCAUGACGUGGUGCCUAAUUUUGUGACAUUAGUUUGUGUAUUGACAGCUUGUAGUAGGGCUGGAACUGUUAAAAUAGGCAUGGAUAUCUUUGAAUCUAUGAGGAAAAAGUAUGGGAUUCAACCAGGGCCAGAGCAUUAUGCAUGUGUUGUCGAUAUGCUUGCAAGGGCUGGUUUGGUGGAACGUGCAUACGAGUUUAUCAAGAAAAUGCCUGUUCCACCAACAGUUUCAGUCUGGGGGGCUCUUUUAGGGGCUUGUAGAGUUUAUGGAAAACCUGAACUAGGGAAGGUUGCAGCUGACAAUUUGUUUCAACUUGAUCCAAAGGACUCUGGAAACCAUGUUAUUCUUUCAAAUAUGUUUGCAGCUGCUGGAAGGUGGGAGGAGGCUAAUCUCGUCAGGAAGGAGAUGAAGGACGUGGGCAUCAAGAAAGGGGCCGGAUUCAGUUGGAUAUCUGUAAAGAAUUCUGUCCAUAUUUUCCAAGCAAAGGAUACAAUUCAUGAGAGAUACCCAGAGAUUCAAGCAAUGCUGGCCAAGUUGAAGAGAGAUAUGAAAGCAGCAGGUUAUACUGCUGACACGAACUUUGCUCUGUAUGACUUAGAGGAAGAAGAAAAGGAAUCAGAAGUUUGGUACCAUAGUGAGAAGAUUGCACUUGCUUUUGGUCUCAUUGCUAUCGCUCCUGGAGUCCCUAUAAGGAUAACAAAAAAUCUGAGGGUUUGUGUGGAUUGCCAUAGUGCAAUAAAGUUCAUAUCGGGCAUUACUGGUAGAGAAAUUAUAGUAAGAGAUAACAACCGCUUUCAUUGUUUCAAGGACUACCAGUGCUCGUGCAGAGAUUAUUGGUGAAUCUAGUUUAGGUAUACCAGAGAAUUCUGGUGGCUUCCUUGCCAUUCUGCCACUGAUCCAGGCACUAAUUUACACUCAUGAUGUUGAGGUUGAGGGUCUGAACUAGAAGAUAUCACCUCCAUAAGUUUUCUUCACUGCCAAGGCGAAGCUGGAAUUGCAUACAAGGUCCAGCAUCCCCUGCUAGAGGCACGUUAAGGGCUUCACAAAUCUGAAACUCAAAACUACGUGUAAACUGGCAUUGCAGCACAAAACAGCUAUGCUAACAGGUUUUUUAGCGCCUCAAGCAUGAACCAUAUGAAUUCUUCCGGUUCUCUUGCAUGUUAUGUUAUUUUAUCUUCACGCUGAUGACAAAACAAUUGAAUGCAAGAAGAAGCUCCUGGUGCUGCCAGAGUACCUUAUGCAAGAAGAAGCUCCUGGUGCUGCCAGAGUACCUUAUGCAAGUUUAUGACAAUUUCAACAUGAAAACUUGUAUGGUGCUGCCAGAGUACAAGUUUACGACGAUUUCAACAUGAAAAACUUGUAUGGUACUCCUUGCUUGCAGUUGUGUUGUAGAUCCAUAUUCCUAGUACAUAUGCACAAACACACAGAAAGAUGAAGACGCAAAGUAAAAAAAAAAACUGAUUGAUAUCUUCCCAAACAGCAACUAUGCCUCAAUCCAAAAAAGUUGGUGUCAGCUAUAUGAAUCCUGACUGGCCUUGUCGCUCCGUUUAAGCGAGGACAUUUGGUCUGGUGGUAUGAUAUAUUUACUGACAAAUUUAGAUAAGUUAGUAUGAUAUUUUAGUUGUAAAGCUCUUAUGAAAAGAUCAUGAAUUGUUCCAUUGUUAUUA